AUGGACGUGGCCGUAGAGGGGCGCCAGCCGCUGGCUACUGGCGCGCUCGAGUUCCCGCUUCUGCAGCUGAUUGUCGAGGCACGCAACGAACAUGGCAUGCGUCAGCAAGACUGGUCACGCUACCGCCGGUAUUGCGCAACCAAGACGCAGCGCGUGCGUUCCGCGCUGCAUCUAACGCACGCCGCUGAGCAGGGCAAGGCCGGCAAAGCGACCAAGGGCCAGCGCCGCAGCAAGCGCCGCAUGAAUAUGACGCCGGAGAUGCAGAGUGCUGCAAACAAGGGGCGCGGCCAUCAGUUCGUACGCCGAGAGAUCGCACUGGAUGAGGUGCGCGACACGCGUCCCCUGGAGCUCUUGUUGUUCGAGGCGGAGCACAGCUGGGCAUCUGCGGAGGAGAUCUGGUCGCAGCAUACGGACGAAAAUCGCUCCGUGCAUCGCCGUCACAGUCUCAGCCGAGCGCGUCGCGCCGUGCAGUACGCCGAGGAGCUCCGCGAGCUUGUCGAAGCCUUGCCGGCAGUGACGCUGCCCGGACGCGCACAAACGCUUGCCUACGUCGGCCUUGUGCGUGGUGCACUGCAUUUCAUCCAGGGACGCUCCGAGGAGACGCUUAGGGUGGCGGCCGUCACUCGCCAGUUGCUGACAAACAUUGCCGAGAGCAGUCCUACGAGUCGUGACGAGGCACUGGCGAGCAGCUUCCUCGACACACUGGACGCGCAGAUCCGCUUCGCUGCCUACUCUAUGAACGAGACCGACGAUCCUUAUGCGGCCGCCGAGCGAACAGCGACACCCGCCGUGUGCGAAGAGGUGCUGCCUGGUUUUGCUGAGACGAUCCAGCAGCUGCGCAGCUCCCACCAGGCCGCCCCACCGAAACCCCUCGAGCUUCAUUGGCGCUCUCAAACGAUUCCCGUGCAUACAGUGGAGCUAUAUGACGUCGUUACACGCGUGCGGGCUGAGGAGGCCGUGCUGGCCCGCUUUGUGCAGGCUCCGACCUUCUCGGCGCCAAGUGAGCGGACCAAGUCGCAACGCACACGCCUCACACAUGCUGAACGCAAUGCCAAGCGACGCGGCGGUACAGGGCGUGCGCGUGUCGCGCGCACAAACAAUGCAGAAUGGGACCCAUUCGACCGUGUUUUGUCUGCGCUGGCGGAUGCCGAGGCGACCGCCCGCGCACUUGUGGACGAAAAUUCUCAUGCACUCGCAAAAACCCACUCGACGCGGUACGAGGCAAGCGGUGUCCACCUGCGCCGCGCCCAUGAGUGGCUUACCUACCGACUGCUCUCUGUUCGCAUUGCGCGGAACGUGCGUCUAAUGCAUGGUGUACAGCUGCGCGCGCACAAGCGCGAAGCGCGUGCUCAGUCGCUCCAGCAAGCACAUUCGGCGCGCGUGCGGCCGUCUCGACCGGCGGCGCCAAGCCAAAAGCGGCCCCAGCCCGGUUCGCGCGCAAAGCGCACGCGCGCUGAGCCCAAGGCCUUCCGGCGGCGCCCGGGCCGCAGCGGUACACGCCGUCUCGCAAGCGAGCGUCGUGUCCUGCGCUCGAAGCGCGCUUUGCGGGCUGCCGAGGGCCAAGCGGAGCGCCGCCGCCUGCGGCUCGUGCCUGGCCUUGCCAAGCUCCUGGAUGGCAUUGACAGCAGCCUUCUUGCCAUUGGUGGCCUCGUCAUGGUUGAAGGCGAACCUGAUGUAUCCAAUUUGUUGGAGGCUAAGCGAUUCUUUUACUGUGCUGCCCUCAUGGAAUACCUGGCCCAUGCAUUUGUGCAGUAUGGUCUGCUAGGCGAAGCACUCAUUUUACUACAGCGCGGAGAUCUCUAUAUUCGACAGGCGGAGCAGUCGCUGGAGCUUGCCGAUGGUGCUGAGGAUGAGGACACGAGUUUCCCUCCGCAGCUCUUAGGCGGCAGUGACGCCCUCGCCCAGCGAGCGCAGGGAUUAGAACAAGCGCGCACGGACGUCUACUCGGCGAUCACCCGACACCAUGGCCCUGCUGCGUCUAUGCGUGCAUCCAAGUCAGGCCAAACGCUCUACUUUCAUGCACAGCGCCAUGUCUCGUUCGAUGCAGCGUUGGUGGAGCACGCCUUGCUGGAGGCCCAGGCUCAGUUGGCCCGUGGCCCAGCGGACAUGGCGGCUGGCGAAGCUAUGGACGCGGAAGAAAUGGAGCCCCAGGUCGAGGACCAUGCGCCCGUGGAUAUGCCGAUGAGCAACGACGAUGCGCCGUUCGAUCCGGCCAACGCGCUGGCUGAGGAGGAGGAACGUGCGCAGGAAGCGCAGCGCCCACGUGGAUGGCUCGCAAGCUGGUUCGGUCGUCGAGCGUAG
Molecule: messenger RNA, 2301 nt
Organism: Malassezia sympodialis ATCC 42132
Lineage: Eukaryota; Fungi; Basidiomycota; Malasseziomycetes; Malasseziales; Malasseziaceae
Product: signal recognition particle subunit SRP68
Biological process (GO): SRP-dependent cotranslational protein targeting to membrane
Cellular component (GO): signal recognition particle, endoplasmic reticulum targeting
Molecular function (GO): endoplasmic reticulum signal sequence receptor activity; signal recognition particle binding; 7S RNA binding
Source: RefSeq, a predicted model, not a curated record